Paecilomyces variotii is the source of this 501-nucleotide messenger RNA. Its product is annotated as pterin-4-alpha-carbinolamine dehydratase family protein. The record is from RefSeq and is a predicted model, not a curated record. Gene Ontology annotation, biological process: tetrahydrobiopterin biosynthetic process. Lineage: Eukaryota; Fungi; Ascomycota; Eurotiomycetes; Eurotiales; Thermoascaceae. Gene Ontology annotation, molecular function: 4-alpha-hydroxytetrahydrobiopterin dehydratase activity. The coding region runs from base 1 to 501 and encodes 166 amino acids. The transcript is spliced from 3 exons.
AUGGGCCGCAUAAUCAUAUCCAGAGGGCUCAAAGCUGUAUCGCCCGCUCGCGGGUUCUUCUCUACAUCACUUCUACGAAUGCAGCCCGUUCUUCUUCCCCAAUCCUCACAAUUCCGCUGUACCAUGAGCACGUCCGCGACGCAGCAACCGAUCUACGCGCAGGGGGAGGAGGAGAACAGGCUGAAUCCAGAACUGAGCAAGCUCUUUGAGUCGGGAUGGGAGCUAGAUGAGAAUAAGAUGGGCCUCAAGAAGACGUAUCAUUUCAAGACCUAUACGAAAGUGCUGGAUUUCGUCCAAAUGGUCGGAAUAGCGAGUAAAUCGAAGAAUCAUCAUUCUCUUAUGCAAUUGGGACAUGGACAUGUUUCGGUGCAUUGGACGACUCAUAAUCCUCGCGGUUUGACGGCUAAAGAUAUCGACAUGGCGCAAUAUUGUGAUAACCAGGGAGGACUCAUAAAGACCGUUGAUAGAGGAGAAGCCGCAAAGUGCGGCCCGAAGCCAUAA